Melopsittacus undulatus (budgerigar) is the source of this 906-nucleotide messenger RNA. RefSeq names its product motor neuron and pancreas homeobox protein 1-like. Gene Ontology annotation, cellular component: nucleus. The transcript is spliced from 3 exons. Gene Ontology annotation, biological process: endocrine pancreas development; regulation of DNA-templated transcription; spinal cord motor neuron cell fate specification. Gene Ontology annotation, molecular function: DNA-binding transcription factor activity, RNA polymerase II-specific; sequence-specific double-stranded DNA binding. Bases 1 to 906 code for a protein of 301 amino acids. The record is from RefSeq and is a predicted model, not a curated record. Lineage: Eukaryota; Metazoa; Chordata; Aves; Psittaciformes; Psittaculidae.
AUGCACAAGCCCAUGGAGAAGUCCCAAAACUUCCGCAUCGAGGCGCUUCUGGCUGAAGAGCCGGCACGGAGCGGGUCCCCAUCGGGGCUGAGCCCCGAGAGCCCCGUAGCGAGCCCCGACCCUGCCGGACGCUCCGACAUCGCUUCACCGCGGGCACUCCCGGCCUCCGCACCCCUUGCCCCAGCCGGCUUUGUCCCCAAACCCGGCUUGCUGCAUCUCCCCGGGCUCGGGGCCCUGCCGGCCCUGUACCCGUCCGCCGUGUACCCUCUCCCGGCCCUGGGGAGCCAGCACCCCUCUUUCUCUUACACCGGCAUCCCCCACCUGCCGCCGCCCGGCCCGGAGCACCUGAAGGCUGCCGUGGCCGGCUCCUUCCCCCUGGAGCACUGGAUCCGAGCCGGGAUGCUGGUGCCGAGGCUCUCCGACUUCCACGCAGCCCCACAGUCUGGCUUGAUGGGGAAGUGCCGUCGGCCCCGCACAGCCUUCACCAGCCAACAGCUCCUGGAGCUGGAGAACCAGUUCAAGCUCAACAAGUACCUGUCCAGACCCAAGCGUUUUGAGGUGGCAACAUCGCUGAUGCUCACCGAGACGCAGGUGAAGAUCUGGUUCCAGAACCGCCGCAUGAAGUGGAAGCGGAGCCGCAAAGCCAAGGAGCAGGGAGCUCAGGUGGAAGCUGAGAAGCAACGAGGGCUCAGCAAAGCCUGCGAGAAGCUGCUGUCCGGAGAGCCACAGGGACAAGCUCCAGGAAGCCCCGAAUUCAUGGGGUGCAGCCCCGGCUCAGGCUUCCUGCACCGCAGCUCCGCCCAGCUGGGCUAUAGCCCGGACUCCUCCUGCUCGGGGGAUGAGGAGGACGAGGAAGAGGAGGACGAGAUGGGUGCCACGGAGAGGAAGAUCGGCUCUGUGUUGUGA